UAUGCAAUCUGGAGACUGCCAAUUUCCCAAGAGUUAUCAUUUUCCGAUUUGUGAUCUUGAUUUUAUAACUGCGGUCUCUGUGCGGUUCUCAGUGGGAGUCCGGAGCUUCUUUUGGUGUUCAACUGAAAGACUGCAGAAUAAACCCUGCCCCUGGGUACAAACCCAGGAAGCAGUCCCUGGGGUGGAUCGCCGCACGGAAAGUCCACUUCUCUCGGUGUGGGGAACUGAAGGUUGCAGUUUUCACAAUCACCGAGUUGCCCUAACAGCCAGAACAUGGUGGUAAAAGGCAGACUGCUCCAGAUGGUCUUUGUAUUUGUAUUUCUGGCACCUACAGAAUCUGCCAAGAUUCUGACAAUUGCCCUGAUAGGAGGAAGCCACUAUCUGCUCUUUGAUGAAGUUUCUCAUCUACUCCACAAGAGUGGUCACGAUGUGAACAUGCUGGUGCAGAUUGGCAACCCUCAAAUCAAAGGCAUAAACUAUGUUGGGAGAAACAACAGUUACCGAGUUACAGCAUGGUCUGCGGACGAUGAAUACCUGUCCAGCUACAACAAAUGGUUCCUGGAGCAGCAAAGCUUGUUCCUUCAGGGGAGGUUUCGUGUAAAGCUACUAAACAUGACAAUAUACCCUCGUUACAACACAGGCUCUACUUCCCCAGCCUCUUCCUGUUCACAGAAGAAAAGCGGUUUCUCUAAGCGAGGCAGCAUCUUCAACGAUUUGAAAGGCACCAUUGGAUUUAUUUGA
Carcharodon carcharias (great white shark) is the source of this 741-nucleotide messenger RNA. Its product is annotated as UDP-glucuronosyltransferase 3A1-like. The record is from RefSeq and is a predicted model, not a curated record. Bases 274 to 741 code for a protein of 155 amino acids. The transcript has 5 exons. NCBI's taxonomy places the organism in Eukaryota, Metazoa, Chordata, Chondrichthyes, Lamniformes, Lamnidae.